Molecule: messenger RNA, 2693 nt
Organism: Aspergillus wentii DTO 134E9
Lineage: Eukaryota; Fungi; Ascomycota; Eurotiomycetes; Eurotiales; Aspergillaceae
Exons: 8
Coding region: 290-2383 (697 amino acids)
Biological process (GO): single strand break repair; double-strand break repair
Cellular component (GO): nucleus
Molecular function (GO): single-stranded DNA binding; double-stranded DNA binding; 3'-tyrosyl-DNA phosphodiesterase activity
Source: RefSeq, a predicted model, not a curated record
CUCACGUGGGUUUGCUGAGUCGCGUUGACGUCCGCCCGCAGUGACGUUGUUCUAUCAAUCGUAAACAAGACUCGACUGAGAUUGAUUCCUGUCGUCUUUCUCUGCAACGCAACGACGCUCCACACAGCAGAUGACAGGCGCUGCAAAAUCCUAUAAACGCUUAUGACUUUUGAGGAUUCCAGGAUUCCAAAUACCUGGUAUCACCUACAAACCUUGCCUGUCUAACCGUCUUUGGAACACCUCCAGCCUCAGUCUCAGUCGUAGUUUCUUCUCUCGGGCUCGCGCCUGCAUGGGAGUCCACGACAGAAGCUACAGACUAGCCACUAUGGACCCCGUGGAUGCCGACGACCAUGAGCUCAGAGAAGCCAUUGCACUCUCGCUAAGAGAACUCUAUGACACUGGAGAUAACCCUGAGCCUGUUUCCAAUGGACAGCAACAACCCGUUGUCGAUUUAACUGGCGAUUCCGAUGAUGAUGAGCCAGUGCAAAUUUAUCCAAAGUCAAAUUCAGUUGUUGGGUCGGAAACAGAUCAAGAUGAGGACGAAGGAGACAAAGAAGCAGAUGAAGAACUCAGGAGAGCCAUCCAGUUGUCGUUACAGAGCGCGGGUGAAGAUGUGAACGAUGCUGCUGAAGCUCCCAAGCCUUCUGAGAAAACGCAGAUUUUGGACACGAAGCCAUCUUCAGAAGUAGAGCCACCCACAAAAAACAACAAACCCUCCCAACCUAUGGGGAUAUUAGGCUUGGAUCGAAGGCAGAUGGAGCAAGAACGCUUGGCACGCAUGGGGAAAAGGAAGGCUGAAGACACUGCGUCAAUCGAACAGCCUGAGUCGAAACUCUUGAGAACUGGAUCCGUCCCAAAAGAUAUUUUAUCCACUGGGGGUGCUGCCGCAACGACCUCUGCUGGCUCAAUAUCCUCCAGUUCCGGCAUUCCUGCUGUUAAACAGGCAGGAAACGGGCAGGUCACGAUGCCGUCCAGUACACCAUCGGUACAAUUCCCUACCGGUGUUGUAAAAAAGACGUGGGCAUUUCUCCAAGAACGCUCAGGUGAUGAUAUCAAAAUCGAAGAGGUGUUUCAAAAGUCAGAUCUAGAGCUUGCUGUCUUGAGCUCCUUUAUGUGGGACAUGGAGUGGCUUUUCUCAAAGGCGGACACAAGAAAGACCCGGUUUCUUUUGCUCAUGCAAGCCAAAGAAGAAUCCACGAAACGGCAAUACGAAUCAGAAACAGCAUCAAUGAAAAACCUACGGCUAUGCUUCCCACCCAUGGAUGGACAAGUGAAUUGCAUGCACUCGAAGUUGAUGCUGCUCUUUCAUCCUGAAUAUGUUCGGAUUGCGGUUCCAACAGCCAACUUGACUUCAUUUGACUGGGGUGAGCAAGGGGGACUCAUGGAAAAUAGUGUCUUUAUUAUUGAUCUUCCCAAGAAACCCGAGCAAGUAACCAGUGGGUCUUCAAAAACGGCAUUCUACGAGGAAUUGGUCUAUUUCCUAAAAGCCAGCACACUACACGAAAAUAUCAUUGCAAAGCUUAAUAGUUUUGACUUUGGUAAGACUGCCGAUAUAGCAUUUGUUCACACCAUUGGUGGGUCGCAUACAGGAGAUUCAUGGAAACGUACAGGAUACUGCGGUCUUGGCCGGGCAGUAAAUUCUUUAGGAUUACAAGUUUCCAAACCCAUAAAUAUCGACUACGUGACAUCUUCCAUCGGCUCCUUAACCGACGAGUUUAUGAGAUCCAUAUACCUCGCAGCACAGGGCGACGACGGCCUAACAGAAUACACCCUCCGAACAAACAAAUCCUUCCCUGCGCGAAGUCGUACAAAUCCCACCCAGCUAAUCCAAAAAGCCACCGCCUCAGAAUGGAAAGAUGACAGAUUCCGAGUCUACUUCCCCUCAGAACGCACAGUCAGUGAUACGAAAGGUGGGCCGCGCAAUGCGGGUACAAUAUGCUUUCAGUCAAAGUGGUAUGAGGGCGCCAAGUUUCCGCGCCAUGUGCUGCGGGACUGUGAGACGAGGAGGGAUCGUUUGCUGAUGCACAAUAAGAUUCUAUACGUGAGACCUGACGAGCCGAUAAUAAUGCAAGAUAAUUCGAAAUGUCGAGGUUGGGCUUACGUGGGAAGUGCGAAUCUAUCAGAAAGUGCCUGGGGCCGUCUCGUCCAGGAUCGAACAACCAAAGAACCAAAACUCAACUGCCGGAAUUGGGAAUGUGGAGUGCUUAUUCCAGUUGUCGACAAGACUCAGAACUCACAAGCCCCCGAAACGAAGCAAUCUACCCCCGAGUCCCCAGAUAUGUUGAAUCUCUUCCAGGGCACGAUCCCAAUCCCGAUGCAGCUUCCAGGCAAAGAAUUUGGGGGCAAUCGUAGACCGUGGUAUUAUUCGAGUACAUUUAUGUGAGGAAUCAGAUGCUGUCUAGCAUGUAUGUAUAAUAUCAAUUAUGUAUGAGAAAGUAAUCUCGUCUAUCUAAAAUCCGCUCCAAAAGACAAAAAGAAAGCUUUUAUCUCUUCAUCCACAUGAAUCAAUAAAUCAAUCAGUAAUAGUAUGUACCUUCAACACCACAAACCCCUUUCUCAACAAACAAUCAACCAAUCAUUGCUGCUCCUUCUUCGAGCGGGUAAAGAUCCUCUUCACACCAUCAAUCAUAGCCCCAAUAAGACCAAAAACAUAACCCAUUCCAAACGACCACCCCUUAACACGAACAGUGAAG